This is a messenger RNA of Synchiropus splendidus (mandarinfish), 5152 nucleotides long. It is a transcript of the gene rab11fip3, whose product is annotated as RAB11 family interacting protein 3 (class II). Gene Ontology annotation, cellular component: endocytic vesicle; recycling endosome membrane; cleavage furrow. Bases 1029 to 4226 code for a protein of 1065 amino acids. The record is from RefSeq and is a predicted model, not a curated record. Lineage: Eukaryota; Metazoa; Chordata; Actinopteri; Syngnathiformes; Callionymidae. Gene Ontology annotation, biological process: regulation of cytokinesis; endocytic recycling. Gene Ontology annotation, molecular function: calcium ion binding. The transcript has 14 exons.
GGCGUGUAUGCGGCUGGUGGAGGAGGAGGAGGCGGAUGGGACACUGCUGAUGCUGAUGAUGCUGUCCCUGUUUAUGAUGAUCAACAUCGCGUCUGCCAAAUGAUGGGAUGCCUUUGACCUCCUUAGUAACUCGCCUCUGCUACAGUAAGGAUUUGCUGGUUCGGCGCAAAUCGGCGCGUGUCUUCGGAGGAGGAGAAACUGGCGAGGCAACGGUGGGUUUCGGCUCGUCCCUCGGCUGGCCUGGCUUGUGACUGACACAGGUGGAUUUCCGCUGGAACACUGGAAAUGCGGAUAUAUUCCUGGACCACCUCACCAGCGUCAAUCGACACAAGUAUAUCUUUGACAUAGCUCGUGGUUUACGUGCAUCACCCGUACAUUUUUUUGCUCGUCAGCGUAGAGUCGGAGCUUUGCGUGGUGGUUGGCUAAUAGGCUAAUUUGGCUAGCUAGGCCAGUGACAGAGCAGGCGAGAUGCUCGAAGGAGGUUGUGGUUUCGUGUAUGAGAUCUCGGUUACUGGACUUGGACGAAUAUUGGGCUAUUUCCGAUUACAAUCCAUUCUUCAUAGCUCGUAUGGUAACGCUUCAGUAAUUUAGCUCGCUACAGGUGCGACAGGAUGAGUUGCUGGAGAAGCUGAUGUUGACAACCUUAUCCGAAUUGUGCUUAUGUUUCUGCCAAUUACAUUUUUCAUAUUGUUCUUUCAGUCAUAUUGUAUGGAUUAGGUUAAUAGGCUACGACGUCAAGUGAUACAUAUUUCAUUAUACCUUUAUGAAGAACAAUAUUGAUCUCUUUCUUUAUGGUAAAUAUGUCGACACUAGUGAAUCACCAGUGAAACUUUUAACCAGAAACUACAUAUACAUUUCUAUAAGAUACGUCAACCUUCAAUGUUCUAGUGUAAACUAUGUUCAAGUGAUUUAAACUUUCUUCAGUGAAUGCAAACACAGUUGUUUAAAACCAUGAAAUUGGAGUCCAAGACAGCAGUAAGAUAAGGCUCGUCCACAGUUUAUCUGUCAGGUCGCACAAAGACUUCUAAAUGGAGCCAGCACUCCUGUCUGGCCCUCUGGGGCACACACAGUGGGAGCCAGAACAGCCAUUUCCUUUCGGAUUUCUAGCUCUGGAUUCAGACAAUGGAGGUGUGCUCUGUCAAAACAAGAGUGGUCAGACUGGUUUAGAUUUCAGAAACGGUGGUCUGGAUCUAAAUUUGCACCAAAAACCUGAGAAUCAGCCUGUGGAGGUGGAGGACCACGUAAACAUUACAUCUAACUAUUUUUGUGAGGAUUUGUUGUUUGAAGCGGGUCUGCCAUCAUUCCACCAAGCUCCUCUCACUGGCACUCACUUCAAAGAGUUACCUAGCACUGGAAAAACUGAGCUACUGGACGAAAAUAGUGACUUCACCCUGUCGUGGUUGUUUUCCCCUGACCAGGUUGACAUUAAGACAAACUUUGUUUUUGAGGAACUGACUUCAUCCAAACUGGACUUACUCAGUGAAACAGCAUCCCUUUCCAAAAGAAAUUCAGUGAAACACCCAGGAGAUCCUGAGUUGUUGCCCAAUUCUCCUUCAGAUGAGCAAUCUAACUCCACCACAGAGGUGGCAGACAUUUCGAACCCACUGGGUGUCACUGAGGAGCUGAUGAUCCCAUCACAACUGGAGAGGGCAGGUCGACCUCCCUCACAUGACUGUGAAACUUUGUCACCUGAAACUGGAGAGAGAGGCUUGUUCCAUGAUCAAGUGACUGAUCUGCCUGUAACCAAUCGCCUUGCCCUACCAGGUUUACAAGACAGCAGCCUCCAACACAAUCAUAUCAGUGAACAACAACAAGACUGUUGUGAAGUAUCUGUGCCUUUGUUGGAUUUGGACUUUACGGAUUGUGACAGUGGAGUGAGUUUGUGCCCAGAUCAUUCAGUCAACGGCACAGACUUGGAUUUUUCAACGGAGCUGGAGCUCACGGGUCCCACUGUCAUUUCAAAGCAGACUUUGCCGCAACAAGGUGCCAAUGACUCAUCACUUUUAUACCUACCAGUCGAACCUCCGUCGCUGACUGAAGAUGCCUUCAUCCUGCCUGAGGCCACCUGUUCCGCUGUUGAGCAAAAGGCGAGCGUAUUGAUGGAAGACAAAGACCACAUUCAGGAGCAUGAGGUAAUGGCUUUUGAUCAGUGCUCAGUCAGUGACGAGCUUCAUGACGAGGGUCCUUGGGACUUGAAAUCUCUGGAGAGGAGUCAGAAUGAUGCAGUUUCUGAGUCAGCGACAGAACAGUGGCGGGCCAAGAGUUUGACAAACGUUGCUCUCAUCGGUGAGGUGGCUUCCUUAGAGUCUUCACUUCAGGAGUUAAACACCUCUUCCUACGAGGACAGAUGGACCAAAGAGGCAACCGAAGAGCCGAGUUCACACAGAGUGGGAGAUGAUUCACUGCCAAUGGUUUCACCCGUGAGCCCAGGAGAAGUCUCACCUUUGAAACCUGUAUUUGAUGCCUUGGACCAAGAUGGAGAUGGAUUCGUUCGCGUCGAGGAGUUCAUGAAGUUUGCUGCUGCUUAUGGAGCUGAUCAGGUGAAAGAUAUAACCAAGUUCUUGGAUCCAAGUGGUCUGGGUGUCAUCAGUUUUGAAGACUUCCACAGAGGAAUCUCAGCCAUCAGCAAUGGAGGUCUGGAACCACAACUUUACAAUGUCAACUACUCGCCGGCCGAUGGAGCGGUUGGCUGUGUGGAGGAAUAUGAUGAGCAAAAUGAGGUGACGGACAGUGCCUACCUGGGCUCUGAGAGUACCUACAGUGAGUGCGAGACCUUCACUGAUGAGGACACUGGGGCACUGGUGGCUCCAGAAAUGCACGAGGAUGUGGAUGCAGACAGUGGCAUUGAGGCAACACUUCAUGACCCGGAAGAUGGCUUGAACAGGUUCUCCCUGAACUCAGACCUCCACAAUCACUCCCUGGUGACAGUGAUUGGUGGGGAAGAAGAGCACUUUGAAGAUUUCGGAGAGAGCAACACCUCCGAGCUGCUGGAGAGCAGCGUAGAUGGCACAGAUGGUGUUGAUGACUCCACUCUUUCACCACCCCCCAAGCAGGUCAACGGCUCCUCACUACUCUCGCCCAGUGCACCUGCUCCUCUCCCCGAUUGUUUUCAGAGCUUCCUCAGGGAGGAGGCCCUGGACUUUUUCUGUAGCCAGUGUCACAAACAAAUAAGUCGUCUCGAGGAUCUCUCCACCCGUCUCAAUUUCCUAGAGAUGACUAGUGCAGGCAAGAGGCUGUCCAGCAAAAAAGUAGCAAGACAUCUUCUGCAGAACAGUUCGAUGACACUGGAUACAAUGAGUGACCUAACACGGGACAUCUUGGAGCUUGCCGACAAUGACAUCACAGAUAAGGUGCUUCUCCUGGAGCGUCGCGUAGCAGAACUGGAAAAGGAGUCAGAAGCAUCGGGGGAGCAGCAUGCCCGGUUGCGCCAAGAGAACCUUCAACUGGUCCACCGGGCAAACGCCUUCGAGGAGCAGCUGAAGGAGCAGGAGCUCCAUGCUGAUGAGCGGCUCCAGCAGGAGACGCGGCGGCACAAAGAGGCCCUGAGCAAGUUGGAGAGAGACACAGGGAUGGAGAUGGAAAACAUGCAGACCAGGCUGCAGCAGUUGGAUGAGGAGAACUGUGAGCUGAGAUCAUGUGUUCCUUGUCUACGAGCAAACAUCGAGAGAGUAGAGGAGGAGAAAAGAAAGUUACUGGAUGAGGUGGAGACCAUGAGUGAGAGAUUGAGCGAGGAGAUGGAGUCCCGGCAAAAGAUGGCCGACAAGCUGAGUCAUGAACGCCACCAGAGUCAAAAAGAGAAGGAGAGCACCCAAGAGCUUAUUGAAGACCUACGCAAACAGCUGGAGCACCUGCAGUUGUACAAACUGGAGGCUGAAGCAAAGCGGGGGCGUUUGCCUGGAGCAGGACUGCAGGAGUACCAAACCCGCACACGAGAGGCUGAGCUGGAACAAGAAAUUAAACGGUUAAAACAGGACAAUCGCAGCUUAAAGGAGCAAAAUGAUGAAUUGAACGGACAGAUCAUCAACUUGAGCAUCCAGGGUGCAAAGAACCUGAUGUCGGCCUCCUUCUCAGACUCCCUGGCGGCUGAGAUCAGUUCUGUUUCUCGUACAGAGUUAAUGGAAACUGUGCAUAAGCAGGAAGAGAUCAACUACAGACUCCAGGACUACAUUGACAAAAUAAUUGUGGCCAUCAUGGAGUGCAACCCCUCCAUCCUGGAGGUCAAGUAGAAGUGGAGCUGUUGGUGAAGACUUUGCUACCUAUAACCAAUUUAUUUUGGUAGAAUCUCAACGAUGCACUCCAGCUGUACCCCUUCCCAAAAAGAAGAGCAGUGUCCCAUCUAUGAAAAAUAAGCUAUUUUUAUUUAGACCUUCCCAAAUGCAUGCUUUAUUUGUGAGUGAAUGUGGUUGCCCUGUUGGGUUCCGGUGACCUCCAUUUUUUGGCUAGAGGGACCCAAGUUUGUAGGUGAGUAAUCGAAAGGAUGAAAAGUUUUGUCUUAAACACAGAACAUCAACUCAAAUCUGACAUUUACACCCAGCCUUUCUCAUUUCCAAGGUAAUCGAAGUUUGAAUUGUGUGAACCUCCUUUGCCUCACUUAAGCUGUUGUGUAUAUCCUAGUGUCUCCAGAUGCUGAAUUUGAAUUAGAAAAAUAUAUGAAGCACUGGAUGUGUAAUGUUUGCAGUGCUGCCUAAAAUUGACAUAGUGCGAAUAUUCCCAGUGAACCCAAGUGAGGGACAUUUAUGUGGGCCACAGAUAAGAGAUGCUCAGAGGGCAAUUUGUGUGUGUGUGUGUGUGUACUUUAAUGCUUUAAACAAAAGAACUGUGCAUUUAGUUUGCUGCAUCGCGUUACAAUGAAACAGGAUUUGUUGGGUCAGUCGGGCCGGGUUGAAUUACCCCAUUAAUGGGAACCAAUUUUAAUUCCCCCGGUGCAUACGGGACAUGAAGGGAACAUUUUGUGCUUUCAAAUGCGGCCCAGCUGAUCCAAGUGCUCUCCUGCUGAGUGAAAGUGAACUGAGGCAAAUUAGAAAAAGACAUUUUUACGACUGAACCAUGGCGGCAUUUGACCGAUUAAGAUGUGACGUGAUUUUUUUUUUUUUUUUGCACUAUGUUUUUGCUCAGUUUUUGUUGACAGUCAAAUAUUUUUUUAUGAAAGACU